Molecule: messenger RNA, 2086 nt
Organism: Lotus japonicus
Lineage: Eukaryota; Viridiplantae; Streptophyta; Magnoliopsida; Fabales; Fabaceae
Exons: 3
Coding region: 16-1242 (408 amino acids)
Cellular component (GO): endoplasmic reticulum
Source: RefSeq, a predicted model, not a curated record
GAGGUGCAGAAAGAAAUGACCGUUGUGAUCCAAAAUUCAAAUGUGAAAGCUUCAACACUCUCACAGAAGUGGAGUUUGCAGCAGAAACAACAACAGCAAUCUCUGAAGAAGAAGCAAGAAGAAGAAGCCAUGAAAUUCAGAAGCGUUUUUCUGCAUUCAAAAUCCACUUCCUCCGAAGGAGAGAACCGCCACAACAACAACAACAACAACAGCUGCUACUACCCUGAUUGCAAGAAAAAUGCCAAUUGCAACUGUGAAAUCUGCUUGGCCAGCAUCAAUGCAACCCGUGAUCUCAUGCCCAUGAGCAUCCACAAAAACUCACUCACCAAGCUCUCUGUUACCAGACCCAAGAAUGUUCACUGCACUCCAAUCACCUUUGAUGCUUCAAUCCUCUCCACACCCACCACUACCAGAUCAAGUGAUUGGCCUUACCAUUACCAGAUCUCACCCACCACCACUCCUGUCAUCGAAUCCAGUUCUGGAUCAUCAGAUUCAAGCCAGAUGAUGAAAAAACGGAACAAGGGGUCACGAAAAAGGUCUUCAUCUUGUAUCAAUCUGUUAUGGUUUCUUCUUGGUUUGGGUUUCCUUUUGUCUGCAGAACUUGUUUUCUCCAGGGUAGUUUCUGGAAUUUUGCAACCUGCUUUGUCACCUGAUGUGGUGAAAAGGGUUGGUGAGAAAUGCUACCAUGUGCAAGGUUUGAAUGGGAAGUUGAGAUUCUUACAGAGAGAAUUGACAAGUUCUGUUGUUGGUGGGCAAGUUUCAAAUUGCAGCUUUAAUGAUACCUUAUGGGAAAUCAACCGGGAUGGUCUGCUAUUGAGUUCAAGGUGCACAUUGUACAAAUCUGCAAUAGAGGAGGUAACAAUCUGGGGGUGGCCUUUGCAAACAGCAGGAUUGCUGACAAAUGGGUUCUCUACUAGAACACAAACUAUCUUAUCAGGAAGAGUUACUGAGUGGAAUGGUGGACUAGUUGGGUAUUUGACUAGAAAGGCCAAUGGUUCAUGGGUGCAGCCAAAAUGGGGUGCCUCAGUAGUGCAAUUAGACCCCAAUACGUGGGUUCUUGAAUACCAAAGAAGCUCUAUUGUUGAUGGCACAAGAUUGUAUUCAGCAGUAUUGGAGUUCCUCAAAUAUAGGAAUUCAAGAGUUAUUGGCAGGCUGAAGAAAAAGUUCUGGCAAUUUGCUGCAUUUGAAGGUAGCCACUACAACAGGUUCAGAGCAAACAAUGGGCUUAAAGUCCCAACCUGAAUGGUAGAUUUUGGAGCUGACUCAUUUCUUGUGAGGAGCUCCAUUUUCUUCUGCUAAUGUUGCUCUUUAGCUUGGAUUUAUCUGUUAAAUUUUAAUCCUGGUUAUUUUGAUGUAUAUGAUUUGACCAUCCUAAUUCAUCUUUUUUCAAACUGUUGUAGUCUUAUAAAAAAAAUUACCAAUUAGGAUACCGAAGUUAUGUUGUCAAAACUAACUUUUAAAUUAGCUGAAAAAAGGCUCACAAGUUAACUAAAAGUUACUAAUAAGAAGUCAAAUUAACAAAUUUAGGAAUUCAAAGACAGUGUCAUCAGCUUCCAACAACCUUAUGUACAGAGGCAGCAUAUGGAAGACUGGUCCAGUCUACAGUUAUAACCUCAUAAGUUUUGCAAGUGGCCUUGUUCACCUUGACCUGCAAUAAUUUUAGGUAUUGAAUUUCCAGUUGAUUAUCUUUACUUUUGUUAAUAGAAAAGGCAAGUGGCUUCAAUCAUUUUUCAAAAAGGAAAAUAAAUGUGAAUCAUGAAUUGGCGAAAGAGAAGAUUAAACAGCUAGCUUCUCAGCCAUUGAUCUUUGUCCUGCAUUUAUUUUGUUUUUUAGAGUUUCCCCCUUUGUGUUUUUGUGAAAAAAUCAGUGAACCAGCGUCUUUUCGGCUUGCAUUAUUGUAUGACAAUGGAAGGUUGCUAUUGUUUUUAGUCUAUUUCAGAAUGACUACCCUACCACACGUACGCUUCAAGGAAAGGGGCUGCAAGACUAAUAGCAUGAACAACGUUGGUAACAGGCUCAUUUUGAUGGGUUUAUAAGUACUAGGAUAGAGCUCGUUUGCCUGUGCAUCGCACGGGUAAUUUUUUAC